Molecule: messenger RNA, 11087 nt
Organism: Peromyscus californicus insignis
Lineage: Eukaryota; Metazoa; Chordata; Mammalia; Rodentia; Cricetidae
Gene: Phc3
Product: polyhomeotic homolog 3
Exons: 16
Coding region: 85-3120 (1011 amino acids)
Cellular component (GO): PRC1 complex; nucleus
Molecular function (GO): protein binding; zinc ion binding
Source: RefSeq, a predicted model, not a curated record
GGGCAGCUGGGACCCCGCCCCUCCGCGCUUGCAGGGGGAAGGGGAGGCGCAUGCGCACCCCGCGUUAGUGAUGGAGGAGAGAAGAUGGCGGAAGCGGAAUUUAAGGAUCACAGUGCGGCUAUGGAUAUCGAGCCAAGCUCUGGAACAUCUUCUGUGUCAACGACAGCCAGUAGCACCACCACCACCACCAUCACCACUUCCUCCUCUCGAAUGCAGCAACCACAGAUCUCUGUCUACAGCGGUUCAGACCGACAUGCUGUUCAGGUAAUUCAACAGGCAUUGCAUCGCCCCCCCAGCUCGGCUGCUCAGUACCUCCAGCAGAUGUACGCGGCUCAGCAACAGCACUUGAUGCUGCACACAGCUGCUCUUCAGCAGCAGCAUCUAAGCAGCUCCCAGCUCCAGAGCCUUGCUGCUGUUCAGGCAAGUUUGUCCAGUGGAAGACCAUCUACAUCCCCCACAGGAAGUGUCACACAACAGUCAAGUAUGUCCCAGACAUCUAUCAACCUCUCCACUUCUCCUACACCUGCUCAGUUGAUGAAUCGCUCCCAGGCUUCCAGUUCUACCAGCGGCAGUAUUACCCAACAGACGAUGUUACUAGGGAGUACCUCUCCUACAUUAACAGCCAGCCAAGCUCAAAUGUAUCUCCGAGCUCAGAUGCUGAUUUUCACACCCGCUACCACUGUGGCUGCUGUGCAGUCUGACAUUCCUGUUGUCUCGUCGUCACCGUCACCUUCCUGUCAGUCUGCAGCUGCUCAGGUUCAGAAUUUAACGUUACGCAGCCAGAAGUUGGGUGUCUUAUCUAGCUCACAGAAUGGCCCACCAAAAAGCGCUGGUCAAACUCAGUCAUUGACAAUUUGCCAUAAUAAAACAACAGUGACCAGUUCUAAAAUCAGCCAACGAGACCCUUCUCCAGAGAGCAAGAAGGGAGGAAGCCCAAGUCUGGAAUCUCGAAGCACAGCGGUCACUCGGACAUCAAGCAUUCACCAGUUAAUAGCACCAGCGUCAUAUUCUCCAAUUCAGCCUCAUUCUCUAAUCAAACAUCAGCAGAUUCCUCUUCAUUCACCACCUCCUAAGGUUUCCCAUCAUCAGCUGAUUUUACAACAGCAACAACAGCAAAUUCAGCCAAUCACCCUUCAGAGUCCAACUCAAGAUCCGCCCCCAUCCCAGCACUGUAUCCCACUUCCAAACCAUGGCCUUUCUCCGGCUCCCAGUAAUGCCCAGUCACAGCAUUGCUCACCAAUUCAGAGCCAUCCCCCUCCUUUAACUGUGUCUCCUAAUCAGGCACAAUCUGCACAGCAGUCUGUAGUGGUGUCUCCUCCUCCACCUCAUUCCCCAAGUCAGUCUCCUACUAUAAUUAUCCAUCCACAAGCACUUAUCCAGCCACAUCCUCUUGUGUCUUCAGCUCUUCAGACAGGGCCAAAUUUGCAGCAGGCUGCUGCUGAUCAGGUACAACCCACAGCACAGCUGAAUCUUCCAUCCCAUCUUCCACUUCCAGCAUCCCCUGUUGUCCACAUUGGCCCAGUCCAGCAGUCUGCCUUAGUGUCCCCUGCUCAGCAGAUUGUGUCUCCAACAUCACACCAGCAGUAUUCAACCCUGCAGUCAUCUCCAAUUCCAAUCGCAACCCCUCCACAGAUGUCGACAUCUCCUCCAGCUCAGAUCCCACCACUGCCCUUGCAGUCUAUGCAGUCUUUACAAGUGCAGCCUGAAAUUCUAUCCCAGGGCCAGGUUUUGGUGCAGAAUGCUUUGGUGUCAGAAGAAGAGCUACCUGCUGCAGAAGCUCUGGUCCAGUUGCCAUUUCAGACUCUUCCUCCUCCCCAGACUGUUGCGGUAAAUCUCCAAGUACAGCCGCCAGCACCCGUUGAUCCUCCAGUGGGAAUGCAUUUGAACCAGUGUCAUCUGCACAAAGUUUUUUCUCUUAAGGUUUAUCAAGUAGAAGAUGUGUGCGAGGAGGAAAUGCCAGAGGAGUCAGAUGAAUGUGCCAGAAUGGACAGAACACCACCACCCCCGACUCUGUCUCCAGCAGCUGUGACUGUGGGGCGAGGAGAGGAUUUGACCUCUGAACAGCCUCUGUUAGAGCAAGUGGAGUUGCCCGCUGUGGCCUCAGUCAGUGCCUCAGUGAUUAAGUCUCCAUCUGACCCUGCUCACGGCUCUGUUCCUCCACCGCCACUCUUAAUGCCAGCUGCUGCCACAAGGAGCACUAUCACGGCUAUGGCCAGCGGCACCCCCCACCUGGAAAACAAGCCUCCGCAAGCUAUUGUGAAGCCACAGAUCUUGACCCACGUAAUCGAAGGUUUCGUGAUUCAGGAGGGAUUGGAGCCCUUUCCUGUAAGUCGUUCAUCUUUGCUGAUAGAACAACCUGUGAAAAAGAGGCCUCUUUUGGAUAAUCAGGUGGUAAAUUCUGUGUGUGUUCAGCCAGAGCUACAGAAUAAUACAAAGCAUGCAGAUAACUCAUCUGACACAGAGAUGGAAGACAUGAUCGCUGAAGAGACAUUAGAAGAAAUGGAUAGUGAGUUGCUCAAGUGUGAGUUCUGUGGAAAAAUGGGAUAUCCUAAUGAAUUUUUACGGUCAAAACGGUUCUGUACUAUGUCAUGUGCCAAAAGGUACAACGUUAGCUGCUCUAAAAAAUUUGCACUUAGUCGUUGGAAUCGUAAGCCUGAUAAUCAGAGUCUUGGGCAUCGGGGCCGUCGUCCCAGUGGCCCUGAAGGGACAGCAAGAGAACAUAUCCUUAGGCAGCUUCCAAUUACUUAUCCAUCUGCAGAAGAAGACUUGGCUUCUCAUGAAGAUUCUGUGCCCUCUGCUAUGACAACUCGUCUGCGCAGGCAGAGUGAGCGGGAAAGAGAACGUGAGCUUCGAGAUGUGAGAAUUAGGAAAAUGCCUGAGAACAGUGACGUGCUCCCAGGGGCACAGACAGAGCCCUCUAUAUGGACGGUCGAUGAUGUCUGGGCCUUCAUCCAUUCUUUGCCUGGCUGCCAGGAUGUCGCGGAUGAGUUCAGGGCACAGGAGAUUGACGGACAGGCCCUGCUCUUGCUAAAAGAAGACCAUCUUAUGAGUGCAAUGAACAUCAAGCUGGGCCCAGCCCUGAAGAUCUGUGCACGCAUCAACUCUCUGAAGGACUCUUAACAGGAAGCCGAGGCUUUGAUGUAAUAUCAUUUUAUUCCUCUUAGUAGGUAAAGGUAGAGCCUCCUCUGGCUGAGAAUCUUCGACUGACGAUGGAAGGCCAAGCACACUGGGACUGCCGCUUCCAGUGCCCACAUUUCUCUCCAGAUACCAUAACUCAUCGUACACUUUCAGAAUUAGCCAACAUUGGUGAAGUUAAUUUUACCAGUUACAUACAACACUGAAAGACUUGUUACAGAGGCCCAUAUUUUUCAAAGAAAUAUGUUAUACUAGAUAAUUUUUUAAAGGUAAUGUUUAUCAUUAAUAUAAAAGAAUCCUUUUAAAAAUAAUUACUGAUUUACAUUCCCUCUCCUUUGAUUCUGUUUUCUUAUACGUUUUUCUACCCUGUUAGUUUUCCAAAGGUUAUCAUAGAGAUAUAAGGUAAUUUAGGAGCCCAUUGACAGAAUUGAGUGCAAUGAAAUAUCAGUAUGUUUUAAAAACAUAUCUUCCAGACAAAUGCUCUGGCUGUGAAGAAGGAUUGUGUUCUUGCAUAAGCAGUGUUUAUGGAGGUCACAGAGUCUCUUCUAGACUUCACCCAGACAGUUUUCCUCUUGGUUCUAUACAUUCAGAGCUAUAGUUCUCAGUGGGGGUCUCUUUUUGUCCUCCAGGGGGCAUUUGGCAAUAUCUAGACACAUUCUGGUUACCACAGCUUGGGGUUGAGUUUUGGAGAGGGUUGUUCCAGGAGUUGAGGAGGUGGUCGUGGCAGCCAGAGAUGUUGCCGAAUAUCCUUCAGUGCACAGGACUAUUACCAAGAAUGAUAUGUCAUAGAUGCCAGUAGUGCCAAGGUUGAGAAGCCCUGGUGAGCCAAGAGUGCUGCAUGUUGCUCUUUUUCACCUGCAGGGACAUACGAAAAGAUAGGGUAUGAUAAGGAGUACAUGUAUAGUGAGGUACUAUUCAAAUGGCAUUAAUGUUCUGCUGAAGUAUUUUUUUACAGUUUUACUGUAUACCAGAAAGGGGAAGAAAAAUCCAUAAAAUUGUCUAUAAGAUGAGACUGCUUUACAGGACAUGUGACUGUGAUGUGGCACUGGCCCAUGGUCACCUUUCCUGACUGUUGCUCUGCACUGAUGGUGUAAGAUGCAUCAUGCCUGUGAGUCUCUUCCAGCAAGGAGAGUUGGCAGUGGAGCUGUGACCCCUUCCCAUGUGCUCUCGAAGCAACCCUGCUCAGUCUGUCUAGAGUGCACAUUUCUUUCUCCCUUACUAAGUCCUUGGAGUCUUCCCACAAAACAUUAAAGGGAUUUCUCUUAAUCAGAAGUUUCCACUCAGCAGUUUUCUGGAGUUAGGACAUUAAGACAGAAUUUCCUGUAAAUGCUCUGAAAGCCUUAAAGUGCUGGGCAUCAGAAGAGCUGAUGACUUGGUCUGCUUUCUGUACCUUUACUACAUCCUUGAGAAAUCGAAGCGGAUAACGAAGACUUGGCCACAGAUGUAAGAGACAGCAAGAGUCCGAGCUGCUUCAUUUUCACGGCUCUUUUCAGAAAUUGUGUUGAGCUAGUAGAAGACUAAAAGGUGUUACAAAGGUUAUCACAGAUAUUUAUCUUUUGGCUUUAUGUACAUUAGAAAAUGUUGGUUAUUUUUAUACAAAAAUAUAGUGGCUAAUUUUUUUAAUCUUUUAGAUGCCUCUUGUUUGAAUGUAUGCUUUGUGGGAUUGUCAGUGUAGUAGUUUAAGAGGUGUUCACUGGUAGUCCUUUGUAGACUCAGAAUGUGUAAGUAGUGUGAGGCUCAUGUUUCAAGCCUACAGUAGUAUAGUCUGUUACAUAUUUCUUUGUAUCACAUUUUCUUACUAAUGUUUCAAGAAAGGUAGAUACUCUAUAGUCCAUCUCAUUUAUUAGUAAUGAGUCAUCAUGGAAGUUGUCAUAGACUUUCCCCUCAUUCUCCUAAACAAGGCUAAGCAGCACUAAGAGAUUGCCUACUAUAUGAAGGAGGCACAGAGGCAAAUUUCCUCUGGAAUUAAAACUGUAUUGUAGUAAUCCACAGUUAAAACAGAAUUGAUUGUCCAGUAUAGACCUCCAGCAAUAAUGCUUCCCUCCUACAAAUACUUAUAUAUAGUCUACCUUUCUACUAGAAUCAGCUCAUUGUGUGUUUAUGAGAAACCCCUGGGCCGAGCACUCUCUUCAAGCAUCCCUAAGCAGCUUACAAGAGGAGUUUCUGUUGGAGAUGCCUUCUUGUCCUUGACUGUGUCCAGAUCUUCUGUUGUCCACGCAACUUAAAUUCAACUAGAAAAUACACUUUUUUCCUCCGAGUGGGUUGUUUGAUUUAGAAAUGGCUUACUUGCUGUCAUUUGGUAGUUCUCCCAUUGCUGCAGGAAUAGUUCUAGAUAGUUUAAUCAUCUAGUUUGAAAGUUUCAAUUACAUGUAUUGGGGGACACACACCCUGUGUUCCCCAUCUCCUGAGCAUUAGGCCGUUCGGUAUGACAUAGAUAGAAAGAAUGCCAUUUUCACUUCCUUUUGUAUUACUAAGUGCUUUAAGAACUUUCUUGGAAGAAAAAAAAAAUGACAACCAGAAAGGGAACAUGGGUUCUUCCUGUUUUUGCUACCUGAGUUUGCAUUUCCUUACUUUAAACCCCCUUUCCACUAUGGGACAUGCUUUUCACAUUUUAUUUAAGUUCUGUGUUCUUAGGAAAAUAAACAGCUGGCUUGUAAAAGUUAUUUUCUCUGACAAUACUUACAAGCUUUGUGUAGACAUGGGUAAAAGCACAGCUACACAGCUUCAUUAUAAAUCAGCACAGCCUAGGAAUGUUGUCUCCAUACUUGAGAGCUUUGGUGGCCUGCAGCUGCGAUGGUUACAUUCACUUGCGUUGUCUUGGAGUUCCUUCUGUGAAGUCCGGGUUAAAGCUGUCCCCUGGGAGGAGAGGUGCUGAAGAGAGGAGAGAAAUGACAGUGAAUGAGCUAGAGAGUGGCUGAGAGGCCAAUGGACCCCACUGGUGCUCACUCCAUUAUUGCAACGCUGAACACAUUUCUGCACUUUUAACGUUAAAAUUCAUGCUUUACCUAAAUAAAUAGAAGUGGUUUUCUGUGUUUUAGGAAUCCCGCUGCUUUCCUCUUUUUGUUUUUUGUAUUAGAAAACUAGUAUGUGAGACCAUGCCUUUGAGUAAUUUUUAGUCAACCUUCAUAUAUUAAGUGCGAAAUUGUAGUCACUUAUCUGUUUACAAAUACAAAUCUUGGAUUGAAGUCUUUCAAGGGACACAGUUUCUCACAAGUUUGUUUAGUUGUGUGCCUCAGAACUCAGAGCCAUGUUUUAAGGGGUUCAGUGCUAUCCUGGACCAGAGUAGUAGGGAGGAAAUAGAGUCAUGUAAUUUGAGGCUUUGAUUUCAUGUGUAUAUGUGAUUCUAGAAAGAAUAAACUAUUACUGAUGCAUGUGAAUGAAGCUGAUCUUACAGCUAUGUCCAGUGUAUGAAAUCUGACUGGUAAUACUGUUGAAGCAUUUCAAACAUGUUUUCAACCUGAAAGGCUGGCUAUAUGUUGCAGUUUGAAGACUUUCAUCCUUUGUGAAUGCCAGCAACACUUGCUGCCAACUGGUAUUGUUGGUGGCACGAAUGGCCUCACCAAAUUCCUUCACUAAGUCCCCUCUACCCCCAACCCUGCUCCAAACACACCACACAGGUCUGGCUUUCUUCCUAGUUCUUGGCUUGGAGUUGGGUAGUAUCCUGGCUUGGAAAUCUUCAGGAUUUUGUACAGGACUAGACCUUUAUAACUUCCCAGGUUGUAUUUCCAUGAAGGCUUUGUUCAUCUGUGCAAAUAAUUUCCUAGGUAUGUUUCUUGUGCACCAUCUGUCUGUGUGACUAGUUGUACCCUGAAGGGUUUUGUUUUUAAUGUGGGGGGAGGGCAGAUAAGAAGAUGACACUGCCAACUAAAUGAGACAUUUAGCAUAAUGAUGGUCAUUAGCAGUUUGGAAUGACCCAUGGUAAUGGAUGGUUGGACUCCCAUUAUAGCAGUAUAAAGGUCUUAGGAUGUCUUGUCUUGUUUGCUGGACUAGGAUUGAAGUCAGGGCUUCACACUCCACCUCUGAGCUUACAGACUGUGUUUUUGGCUUGUUUGCCUAGACUUACCUAGAAUUGUGAUCCUCUGGCCUUUUCUUAAGUGCUGGAAUGAAGGUCUGUGCCACUGUGCCAAAGUUAGCUCCAGUGUCAAGAUUUGCUUGUAGUCAAAUGAGUUCUUUUUCUUAUCACCUGACCCUGCUCUGAGGCUCUGAUGUUAAUAGUCCCACUGGUACCCAAGUGAGCGAGCCUGGAUUUCUUAAGAGAACUAGUAAGAGGAGAGAGUAUCUGUGAAAACUUAGGAGUUUGUUGUGAUUGAGGGGGCGAUUAUCGGAGUUUCCCCAUCAGAUGCCACAGCUGUUUUAGUUUUGCAGCGGUCAUGAGGAAAGGCACUGUAAGGUGGUCUGCUGUGUCUGUCUGAGGUUCGGUGAUUGGCUUUUUCUCCUGACAGGGUCCCCCAAGCCUGCCUGUGUUCUUGGUGUAAAGCAGAAAGACUCAUGACAUGAACUGUUUAACUCACAAUUAUCAAUAUAAAUAAAUGUUUUCUUAUUAAUACUUAAUUUUAACCUAUUGAACCAUACAUCUUCAGAAAUUCUCUGGGAAGAUAUUUCUCAUGUGUUAGAAGAUUAUAAAAAUGCAUUACCCUAUAGUUUAUAGUUGAAGUAAAAGCUGUUCCUUCAAUUUAAAAUGUUGAAAAUGACAUUAGCUUUUUUAAAAAAGUUACCUAAAAUGUUAAGACCUUACAAGUUGUGCACAAGUUCAAUCUACUUUAAAAUCACACUAAGAGAAACCUUUUUUUUUUCUUUUUUUUUUUUUUGGUUUUUCGAGACAGGGUUUCUCUGUGUAGCUUUGCGUCUUUCCUGGAACUCACUUGGUAGUCCAGGCUGGCCUCGAACUCACAGAGAUCCGCCUGCCUCUGCCUCCCGAGUGCUGGGAUUAAAGGCGUGCGCCACCACCGCCCGGCUCCUUUUUUUUUUUUUUUUCUUUUUGAAAGUUACAAGGUACCAGUUAAAAUACACUUAUUACCAUGUUCCAAAGAAGAACAUUAGGAGGCCUGACCUCUUUUGUGAUGUGCUCCCAGCUUCCCUAAGACAGACUCUCAUGUGCACACACACUUGCUGGCAAGUGCCAUAGUUAUGGGAAAUUAUUUCCACAGGGGUUUUAUUUUUUUUCCUUUUGAUAGCUUGUGGACAUUUUAUUUAAAAAUACAAUUUUAAUAAAAUGUUAGGUACAAAUGAGCUUCUAACACCUUAUAUUUUAGGCAGAGUUCUUUCUGUUGCUUUUCAAGUGUAUACCUGCUGCUAUUCGUGAUACUGCUGGUAUUGGGUAUAGAAAGAAAAUUUUUAAAGAGGUAUAUAAUGAAUGAAUUUUAAUUUUGAAAACAAAUCAGUAUAAAUUUAAAACAUCAUUACACUAGCAUGGCAUAAUUUUAAUGAACUAAAAGAGGGAUGUAGUUAUGUCCUUUUAUACUGUCUAAAUCAAUGCCAGUCAUCAUCUUAGAUACUUAGAGUGCCUACUGCUUAUGGGCUUAGUGGGAUUUGUCAGGGUUAACCUGUGCUUUGUGGACCUUUCUCUGACAGUGGUGAGAGGGGUAGAUUCCAUCAUCACUGAAACAGGCCUGAGCUGCUGUAGAAGGGAGGGGCAUUUUAAGUCUUGCCUCACGUGAACUAAAUAUGUACAGUGUUUAAAGUCCUUGUACAUAGUGCCUGUGUUUAAUGUUUUGGUAGCACUAAGUGUGCAAAAUUACUAUUUUCCUUCAGUAGUGAGUAACAUAAAUACACUUGCCGCAUUACCAUACCGAGUGGAGAUGAAGCGUGGUGGCUUUGAGACUCGGUAGACGGCACCUUAGCUGUAUGUGACACCUUGAGCAAUUACUUGGUUUUGAAUUUCAUCCGAGUAUACAGUGUGAUGCCUGCACUACUAAAUAUGUUGAAUUUUGGCUUAAGUCAUUAUUGAAGAAACGCCUUUCCCCAGCUCUAAAAAACAGUCCUGAGCUACAUAAUUGGUUAUUUACCCCUGCCCUGACUGAAUGACAGGUGAAUACUAUUACUCAUGCACUUAUUCAUCCAUUUGUAAACUAUUUAACACUUGGGUUAUAUUAAAUAAAAAAAAACAAAUCAAGUCUUCCCAAACAACCUCACUGCUGCUGAAGCACAUAUGUACUUACUCCCAGUUAAUGCCCUGUUGCCUGGGAACUAGGGUUUAAUAAUACCUGAAGGGUCCAAAUCACAUCACCGCUCUCAUACCACCUUUCACAUACCGUUGACAACAUAAGAGUGCUCACCGUGACCAACUGUGAGAGUUGUGACAGGCAGCCUCAGGACCAGUCACCAAGAUUUAUAUCCAGUAUUGACAGUGUAGCAGUUUUCCAAAACAGAAACAUCUGAAAGAAGACCAGGAGAACAGGCUGCUGCUGCUGCUGUUUCUAGUAUUGAUUGUAUUGUGUGCCAGUCAGAAGAGGGUGCGUUAUGGCCUCAUGAAAUGCAGAGCUGGUAACAAAGCAGACCCUGCUGUGCCAGCAAGGAUUUGAGUAGUCAAGAUGGAGUGAGAAUCAGCUGCAAUUGGGUCAAUUCCCUCUUCCCUCUGGGACUCUGUGAAUCAGGUGGUAGUUUUUGCUUCAAAUAUUAACAUCAGUUGAUACUAACAUUCUUUAUAAAGGUAUAAAAAUAUAUUUUAAAAACUUUUAUGUAUCAUAGCUGUAGCUUUUUAAGUGGGAAAAUGUCCAAAUAAAGUGUUAGAUUAUAUAUAUAUAUAUGAUAGAUGCUUUCAAACAGAUUUUUUUAAAGUAUACUAAUCUAAAUAGCCCAAUAAUCCGGCCUUUGUAAAUUGUUCUAUGAUGCUGGUUACUUUUAAAGUGUUUUAAGUUCUUUAGCGUAUACCUAAGUUGUAAAGUAGCCCGUGCUGUUGAUCUCUGUUGCAUUAAUGCUGUUUUUGUAGCUGUAUUCUUGGAACUUCAGAAUUCAGCCGAGAAUAUAAAGAUUAUAAUUUUGUGUGUGUGAUUUCUCACAUUGAUGGACUGCUGAUCACCUCACUCAAAAGAUGGGUCGUCUUGGUUUUCUUUUUCCAAACUGCAGAAAUUCUUGGAAAGUGCAGGAUUGUGCUGGAAAUGAAGGUUGAAUGUUGCAGACGGCUGUGCACAGGGGUAGUUGCUGACAGUAGGCAAAGGUAGUUGAAGCCUCGUGAUUCAGUGAGGAUGUUUUGUCUCUUUACUGCUUAAAAUUUGUUUCACAGGGCAAGUUUCUGUGAUUAACUAUUUUUUAAUGUUUUAAGCACAUAAAAAAAGACAACUUCCUUUUGGUUCUCCCAUUGUUCUAAAAUCUAAGUUUCAUAAUUAAAAAAAAUCUCAAAAGAUUCAUCAAGGAAAAAAGCACCACCAAGGGGGCAAGAGAAUGUGUUUUAAUCUUAGAGAAAGCAAAUAUUAAGGUUAUAGAAAUGUGUCUUACAUGAAUGUUGUAUUAGAGUCCUCACAGGAAAUGACAUAGUUCGAGCACCUUAGCAUAGACUUCCUCGACUGGUGUUCCUAGCUACAGUUUUACAGUGUAUAACCUGAAAAUGAAGUGAAUUUUGCAUUAUAAGAGCACACCAUUAUCUAUGUAAAAAGUGUUCAUUUGAUGUAUUUUUUUAAGAAAAGAGAAAGCACUUUCAUAUUAAGUCGCAUGUGUAUGAACUUUAGACUUCCUGUUUGUGUGUCUAUUCGGUGACUAAAAUGGAGCAUCAGAUGUUUGCUGGCAAUGUUAACUGCUAAUGGAAGCACCUUAUACUCUGCUGCUUAAACUUGCUUGGAUUGCACCUUUGUUCCCUGCACUUCCACAUAGAGUAUUGUGACAUGGCUUUGAGUGGGUCUGGGUGGAAGAUUAGUAGUGGGCCUACAGGAUCUUUUAUUUAUGUUGUUUAUAUUACGAUAAUAUAUUGUAGACCAGUUGUAACUUCAGUUCUUUACAAAUAAAAACCUGACUGGUUA